AUGGAUUGACCCAAGACGAGCAAAUGCCGAUAAGCCGAUGAAGAGUCGUCGGGCAGUGCCAUGACAGCUCAGAACUGAUUUCACCACCGCCCACGUUGUGCCCUCUCCACACGGGCCCGAGGCAUUGCAGCCGUUUCAUACUAUCGAUACACAUCGCUUAGGUAGCGUGCACACAAAUAAACCUAACUGCUUUCAAGAUGGCCGCGAUGUUGCGCUCGCGCGCCUACGUGGCGCACCAUGGAUAUCAGCGGCAGCUGCGCGUCUGUACACCCACCAGGCAUGUGGCGCACGCCGGCUUCGCGGAGGGCGCCGCGGAAGCGACUGGCGCGCCAAACACGCAGCCGGAGGCCGCCGAGGAGGUAGCCCAGCUGCGGACCAAGCUGGCGGCAGCCGAGGCCAAGUUGGCUCAGGCGACAGCGCAGGCCAAGCUGGCUCAGGCGACCUCGCUAAAGACCAAGCUACUCGAUCAAUUCAUCCAUGGGGCCUUCUGGCUUCUGGUGGUUGUGAUUUUAUGCGCGGUCAUGGGCGUGAAUGUUUUCAAGCUCUCCGUGGUGCGGACCCCCAUCACAGCUGUGUUCGUGCUGGCUCCCAUCCUCAAGUUCACCAAAGCCAUCGACCGCAUCAUCAUUCUGGUGGUGCGUGCGCUGCGAGCCAAACCGCGAGAUGAGUAAGAGAUUCAGUAGGACGCACGUGUUGGCCGUACCGCCGGCGCACGCUGGCAAGGCCAAGCUAUACUAUCUGGGUCUGCAACGUGGGCGCCCGGACGCAGACGGUGUGCGGGUGGUGACGGUAGGUGUGUGGGUGUCAGAGGUUGGCGGGUGCUGGCGGGGUGGUGCAGGUUAGGGAGCGAGGCAGCGAGCUUAGGGACUGAUUGAUGAUGCAGGAGGCAGGAAUGCAGGAUGGCGUUGUCCCAAUCAUUUGCCGCGUAUUGCAGCGUUGCGACCAUUUGCAGCGUAUUGCAGCGUACUUAUUACUUGCAGACUGCACUAGUCUGUUGACAACCAAGGUGCGACGGCAAGACGUGAGCGCGCGGCUGGUCGAACGCCGGAGUUACUGUGCGUGCCGAAGAGUCGUCGCUGGCAGGCUGGCAGUUUGCUGACGCACAUGCCCCACGCCGGCUCCGGCAGGUGCCGGGCCACGCGAUAGCAUCAGAGUUAGGGAGUUGGAUGGGACUGAAUGAUGGUGAGGGAGCUGGGACUGGUCGUUGAUGUGGUUAUUAGCAGUGGCGGCGGGCUGCAAGGACAACAUUGAGGCGGGACACUGUUGUGUGUGGUUACAAGGUGGUGAGCACGACGUGCAUUCCUGGGACACACUUGGGGACACAGACCACACGCCCGCGGGUACCAUACCGUAUGUCGAUUAUGAUGGCGGUUGUGCUGGAAGGAUGCAGGUGAGGAUGUGAGCUAAGACGUGAAUUCCCGCACGAACGCGUGAGGGGGAGGGGUUUCGAGUUUGGGGUGCUUGCAGUUACUGAUACGGCGGUAUUUUAAAUUCGACAUCACAAGAAAGGACAGUCCGACCAACCAAGGGUGCCUGGCACCCAUGUCAGGAGGGAACCAUCUCCGGCCCGAAGGGAAACCGCCGUAUUAUGGAUGCUGAGCGGGCACGACGGCGCAGGGUAGCAGGUGUCGCAAAAGAUUUACGGAUGUCUCGGACUCUCGAUUAUUCCACGACAUGCUUGGGUGCGAGGCGAUCGUGAACGGAACGGCAGGGGAACGGGGGGAUCAGCAUGAAACAUGGAACUAAGCAGAAGGACACCCAGGGGG
Messenger RNA from Chlamydomonas reinhardtii, 1766 nucleotides. RefSeq lists its product as uncharacterized. The transcript is spliced from 5 exons. Bases 198 to 671 code for a protein of 157 amino acids. The record is from RefSeq and is a predicted model, not a curated record. Lineage: Eukaryota; Viridiplantae; Chlorophyta; Chlorophyceae; Chlamydomonadales; Chlamydomonadaceae.